AUGAGCAAGACUGGAAAGGAGGACUUGAGCACUGCGCAGCGUGCCAUCAUCGGGGCCGCAGUUGGUUCGGCGGAGAUGGCAAUCAUGCGCCCUGCGGUGUUCUGGAAGACCGAGCUUCAGCAGCAGCGCUUCUCCUUCUCUCGGGCGGUGAACCCGAGCUACUGUUACCGCGGGCUGCCCCUCGCAGUUGUCUCAAUCGCUCCGAUCACAUGCAUCCAGUAUGGCGCAACUAGCUUCUUCAGCUCCUGCCUCAAGGCCUUUCGGGGCUCCGAGUCGCAAGUCCGGGACGCGGACAAGAUCCUCGCCUCGGUGAUGGCUGGCGUCGCAUCGGCACUGGUCCAGUCGCCGACGCAGCUCGUUGAGGUCAACCAGUCCAACCACGGAUCCUCGAUGUUUUCGACAGCCAGGAAAGUCAUCUCCCAGAAUGGAAUAUUGGGGCUCUGGCGUGGCUACUCCAUGGGCGCCACUCGAGAAGGCAUAUUCUGCAGCUCUUACAUUGCCAUCAACCCUUUGAUCAAGACUUGGCUGCUGCAAAAGCGACCUGCAUCUUGGCACGGCUGUUGGAGACGUUGGAAUCGCAAGGACAAUGAAUGUAGUUAG
This is a messenger RNA of Symbiodinium sp. CCMP2456, 600 nucleotides long. The record is from the annotation of a GenBank genome assembly. NCBI's taxonomy places the organism in Eukaryota, Dinophyceae, Suessiales, Symbiodiniaceae.